Molecule: messenger RNA, 3888 nt
Organism: Betta splendens (Siamese fighting fish)
Lineage: Eukaryota; Metazoa; Chordata; Actinopteri; Anabantiformes; Osphronemidae
Product: protein INSYN2B-like
Exons: 4
Coding region: 494-3412 (972 amino acids)
Biological process (GO): inhibitory postsynaptic potential
Cellular component (GO): postsynaptic density
Source: RefSeq, a predicted model, not a curated record
UCAGCAUGCAUGAAUUCUGGGAAGGAGGCUAGUGGCAGAUAUAAGAGAGGGAGAGAGGAGGUGAGGGAACGAGAACGAGAGAGGAAGAGGAGGAGGAGGAGGCAGCACACUGUAGCAUAUUGCUGGGUGGUGAACAUGGAGUGAGCGUGGACGCAGCAGGAUCAUAACAAGAGGAGGACGGGAUACAAUGAGGACACAGCUUGCUUUUCAUGCCUGAUCAAUAAAAGGUGCAUUAGUUGGGAGUCUGAGCCUCACAAUACAUGACUUAAUUAGCAGCAUUGCUUUGCAGCAGCAGCUCCUGUGAGUUUGAAAUCCACCACAGGCAUUGAAAACAUGAAGACAAAGUUACUCUGGUGAACUGGACUCUGACAUUUGGGCUCAAGGAAACAAGGCAUCUUGCAGCAGGACUGAACAGAUAAUCAGAUGGACGUAAUGGUGUGGAAACGCUGCCGCUCUCGCGAAUCAUCGGACUUUUGAGUCAGUCAGGCACGUAAUGGGGAGGCGAGCGGCUGACGUAACGACCCCGGUUCCCGUUCUGGGCGUCCCUGCCCUGGUCGGAGUGCACGCUUGGAAGGCAACAGGAGGAGACAGAAGCGGAGGAGCCCUGCUGCACACGUGGGGGCUUCAUUGCAGCAUUGGUGUUCAGACGUCCCCGGGGAUAAGCAGACCCCCCGCGCAGCUAAGUGAUACGCCAUCCUCUCCGUCAGAGAGCAUUACUCCAACCUCCAGCGGCUACGUGAGCAGGGAAACGGAGUACGGCCAGAUAUUACUGCUAACCAACACUGACAGGGACAAAAGGGCUCCUCUGAAAGCGAAAAGUGGCGAGUCCAGAAGCAAAAAGGAGGUGACGUUCAAAGCGCUGGGAGGUGAGGCCCCUGUGGAUGUGGCCUGCAGUCGGAGGAGCAUCAGUGGGACCUUCUGCUACGCCAGGGCAAUCAAGACCAACCCACAUGUCGCUGGGAGCGGAAAGAAUGCCCGACCCAGAUUAAAAGCGUACAUCAACGGCAGCGUGGUCGACUCGGAGGCCAUCGGCGGCAUCAGCGUCGACGACGGCGAAGCCGAGCCGGCGAAGGGUCCGACCUUUGGCGGCGGGAGCCGCGUCGGGCAGCGAGGUCAUGACGCCCGGCCUCUCGUGGUGCCGCAGGUACCGUGCGGCCACUGCGGCGGCAGACAGACCGUGGUCGGAAGCCCCUGCGCGGACGCUAGCUUGCACGUCGACGGAAACAGGACCCUCGAGCGCCGGAACGAGGACGCCGGCUUCAGGAAGCACCCGGGCGGCCCGGUGCCCUGUAGAGGACCCGCGGCCGCCUCCUCGGGCCCACGUGCUGCUGGUGAAGCGCCACCCGUCCAGCCCGCUGCCCUCCCCCCCAAAUGGGUCACAGUCACCAGAGCCACCAUCGAAACCACGCAAGCCGCCGCCGGCAUGAGGCUGUUCGCGGGCGGUAAGAUCCCUCGACCCACAAGCCUCACGCUGACUCCACAGACGCCCACAGCCGCCAGGCCCAACGGGCCACAGUCACUCACGUUGCCCCUUAGGGCGUCCUCACUACAAAGCUCGUACUCGCCCAGAAACGCAAGGAGUGAAGGGAAAACUGGAGUGACAGCUCAACAUGAAAGGAUGCACACGAUGUACAGAAGCCAAGUGAACAUAUUGCCCAAUGGAACGAGUUUGAAAUGCCCCACAUCCUGUGAAGAGGCCGAAGCCUCAGACCCCACUCACGCAUCAGAAGCUACUACACAAGCGUCACCUGCUGGUCCACAAGUGAAGCUGUCCUCAAAAGUCAAGGUUUCCCCAAGCGGGUUCCCGACAUUCGCCAUCAAAACACCUCAACACACGAGUUCGCCCCAACUCAGCGCCACGGCUCCUCAAAGCACUUUGAAUCCUCCCGCUUCGUCACUGCACGCCAGCAUCCCACGUGAUGCUAAAUCGGACGCUCAGAUUCGCCAAAUUCAGCCGCACUCCUCACUUUCCGACCCUUCCCUCCACGUGACCGCAGCAGCUGUUAUCGCGGCGCCCACUUCAACCACGGCCCCAAACUCUAGAGCUAAGUUGCCCGCGAUUACCCCCCUCUCCUCCACAUCUGCAUGUUCCAGCGCUGCCUAUGGCUCCUCCACAGGUCUGAAGAGUGAACCAGCCACUGUCCGCUCCUCGCCAGCAGCCCCGACAGGCAACCAAACUGAUGCCUGCGGAUCAAGGGCGGCUUCGCUUCAGUCGGCAGAAACGCGGCAGCGAGUGCUCGGCCGCAAUGCACGGGACGUCAGGGUUGAAUCUGGUGUUUACAAUGAGGUGAGAAACUCCAACGCAUCGUCAAAAAUCCACGACGCGAGGGCCCAUGGCCUAAAGUCAAAAUUUCCUCCCGAUGCUGAAUCAGAUACUGAUAAAAGCAAAUGUAAUGGUAAUCUAAUCAAUGAAUUAGUUGUGUAUGAGCCACAAGACCGUGGAAAUUCAAAUCUAUCACAGGUCACUAACCUUCAGAAUUACAUUUCCCUAAUGAAGUCAGGCAGCUCGUGUCUACGGGGUUGCAUAAACACAGAACAACAAAGGCAAGCACAUUAUCAAGGAUACACAGAAAUGGAACGCGAGGGACACUGUGGUCCGUGCCCACCAGUGAAAACAGCCCAGGAGACCGAGUUAAAAACAGCACAGUUCGCCUCGGGUAAAUCAGCCCGACAUGCAAAUAUUAAGCUUAAAUCCGAUGCAGAUAAACAGACGCAUCCCAAUUACUCAUCACCCUCCACCGUAGCGCGGACGAACUGCACGAAGUCGUCGCCAGCCGACGCUAACGUGCACGUUGACGCCGCCGCCCACUGUGAUUCCAACGCACCGCCAGCACCGAUCCAACGCCUCAGAGCACCUUCCACUCGCACAGGCCCAGAAUGUAGGCCCACGCCCGUCGCCCGGGCGCGCUCGGAGCUCGGCCCCGCCCCCCCGUGGCUUCCGGCUCACUCCCACCCAGCUGGUGCGGCCCUGCUGCUGCCUCCCUCCCCGCAGUGCUGCAGAUCAGCGGCCCUGCACCAGAGGCUGGAGACGGUGGAGGCCAGCCUGGCGGCCAACAAGGCCAGGAUCACUACUCUGCUGAACAUCAUCCACGACCUGGAGACGUGCCACGCUCCCGCCAGCGGUCGACGAGGCUGCGAAACGGGACAGGACCUCAAGAACUGCUCCACCUGCCAGAAGACGGCGUGCAUCGUCUACAGCGUGGAGUAUGACUUCAGGCAGCAGGAGAGGCGCUUCCUGGAGGUCCUGAACCAAGCGAGAGGAGCCGACGCCUACCCCGCCCACCUGCCCCCCCCGCUGAGCGCCGGCCUGCUCCGGACCCUCGUCAGGAACGUGACCAAGUCCAAAGGCAGGAGCAAAAAGCUGUGCAAGGCCCUGUUCCGGUGGCUGCCCAGGAAAAUCCAGCAACAAUAAUAAUAAAAUAAUCCGCCUCAACAAUAGGUCUUUGUGUUCCAACACCCCCCCCCCCCCCCCCCCCCUCCGCCACCCCCCCACCACCCGCCAAUAGAAGGACAGCGUUAUGAAUUAGGCUCCUGCCCAGUAGAGUUCCACCGUCCUGCACACUGUCAAAGCUCAUAAGCUGGAUUUUGUACUAGAAUUCACCUCUGACUUUUGUGACCUUCAGUUGCAGUUGUAUCAUCCUUAGGGAUUUUUUUAUAUUUGACUUCAUAAGGUUUUCGUUGUUUUGUUGUUGCUUGAAAUCUGUGGGUGACCGCAGCCCCAGACGUUUAGGUCUAGUUUUACAUAUAAGACUCUGUUCUCUUAUUAUUAUCAGUGCACUGUGAGCUUAAACGGACCCGCUUCUUCUAAGACUCUACUGUACCUGUAACACAACAGACCCUUUUGGAUGCAAUACUUUUGAACUGCGACAAUAAAAAGCGUUUCCUGAC